AUGUCACCAAUUCCGAUAACAAUCAUAACCGGCUUCCUCGGCUCAGGAAAAACCACACUCCUCCUAAACCUCAUCCCGCAACUCCUCUCCCAAAACCCCUCCUACAAACUCGCGCUCGUGAAGAACGAAUUCGGCGAUGUAGCAAUAGACUCGCAACUCGCGUCCUCCUCCUCGAUAUCCGGCGUACGCGAACUUCUAAAUGGCUGUAUAUGCUGCAAUCUCGUCGGGCAAUUAGACACGGCGCUUGAAGAACUGCGGAAGACAGUGAAGCCUGAUCGCAUAGUGAUUGAGACGAGCGGGAGUGCGUUUCCGGCGACUUUGGCUAUGGAAGUGAACAGGUUGGCGCGAGAUACGAAGGCAUAUGCGUUAGAUGGCGUGGUUACGGUGAUUGAUGUGGAGAAUUGGAAGGGUUAUGAAGAUACGAGUUACACGGCGAAGAUCCAGGCGAAGUAUACGGAUUUGAUUGUGUUGAAUAAGUGGGAGAUUGCGGGGGAGAGGAGACUGGAUGAGUGUCUUGAUCGGGUGGGCGAUUUGGAGGUGCAGGUUGCGACGGUAAAGAGUGAUAAGGGGAAGGUGCCGGUGGAUUUGGUUUUCGGCGUGGAUGGUGCUUCGGCGAGGUUAUUGGGGGUUGAGGGUGCGGAGAAACAUCAUCAUGAUCAUGCGAAUGGACAUGAACAUGCGAAAAGUCAUCAGAGUGAGGUGGAGGUUCUGUCGAUAACACUUAUGGCUUCCUCACCGAGUUCAAAAAUCAACAAUGCAAAGCUCACGAAACUUCUUGAAAGCGCACCGAAAGAUGAAGUGUAUCGUAUUAAAUCAGUAUUCGCAUCUGCUUCACCAAUACCAGCACCAGAUUCCGAGUCAGAAAUUGCGGAAAGUGAGAGAUAUAUAUUGAAUUGGGCGUUUGGAAGAUGGACGUGCACGCCACUGAAAGGGGAAGAGAAUGUCUCGAGUGGAGGAGAGGGGGUAAUUUUACGAAUGACUAUGAUACUGGCACGGUUCGAAAGUAAGAAGUGGAAGAAGAAGAUUGAAACUUUAGGGUUUAUCGAGCUAGACGGUGAUGAAAAUGGCUCAUUGGUCGUUGAAAAUAUUAAUUGA
Messenger RNA from Glarea lozoyensis ATCC 20868, 1095 nucleotides. Its product is annotated as P-loop containing nucleoside triphosphate hydrolase. The transcript has a single exon. The coding region runs from base 1 to 1095 and encodes 364 amino acids. NCBI's taxonomy places the organism in Eukaryota, Fungi, Ascomycota, Leotiomycetes, Helotiales, Helotiaceae. The record is from RefSeq and is a predicted model, not a curated record. Gene Ontology annotation, cellular component: cytoplasm.